GAAUGGGUGAGGGUGGAGGGGGGCAGGGUAUAAAAAAAGUGCAUGGCGGUAGCAGCAGGUGAUUGGGGUAUUUGUUGGCCUUUGUUUAUUUAUUUAUUCUAUGCUGGGUUUUCUUCAUAUUCCUCCUACUGAGUGAACGGACGAGAUCACACCAUGCCAACCAUGAAACUCACAGAUCUGCCUACAGAAGUUCUUGAGGAUAUCGUAGCUCGCCUUCCUUCUCUGAAACCCACUGCAGAGACAAGCAUUCUUUUGCGAAGGGUCUCAUUAUCUCCUCAUACCAAACGGGCCUGGAUCUACGACUGGUUCAUGGAAUACUAUGACGGCAAUUGGGAGUUUCUGUUGAACGAUGCAAUUGUAUGGGACAGACUCUCCGUUUGCUUUCGAGGGACCCAGGAAUAUGCUGGUGUAAACCGCUUGAUGGUCAAAGCGUGUAGAGAGUUCUCUACUACUGUGGUGCGCAAUGCCGAAGCUGUGGAGAUCCUGAGACAGGACGGAAUGUUGAGAUCCCUCUUGGGCGCUUGUCCUCCGUCCUUGACUGCGACUUGGCAUCCCGGCCAAAGAUCCUCCCAGAGAUGCAUCGAUGGAGAGUUGUAUUGGACUUCUGCAUUCUUUUUUGCCUGCUUUUAUGGCCUAUUUGAUGCUGCCUCAUUCUGCCUGGAAGUUUUGGAAGAGGUCUUGGAUGCCAAAUCACUUCAUGCAAUCCUCGAAGACGCCCUCGAAAAUGCCGCAAUGGGAGGCGCCCAACCCAUCGUCACACUUCUCCGGUCCAAACGCUACUGCAUACACUGGGAAACCGGGUUGGAUCGCGUCGUGGAAUGGUGCGCGGAUCUCCUAGAAAUUCUAGACGAUGCCUGUCUUUCUCAAAUGGAUCCACCGGACCUCUCAUCCCUCGAUUGCGUUCUCGACGCCUUCACAUCAAGCCCAACGGAAUGCGGCCUCCAUAUAUGGGAUUUCGUCCUUCAUGCUGGAAUUGGUAACAAGCGCAUCAUGGAGAAUUGUCUUGUCCGCGCCAACCAGAAAACCACUCCCGACCUUCUGGUUCAAACGCGUGCCUACUUGACAAACCAUCCUCCUCAGCCCAUGACCCCAACCUACCUCUCUGCACUUUCCAUCAUCCAGAGCCUGACAAACCAUUCUGCCGCGACAACAACGCUAGACACUCUCUCCACCGUUUCUGAACUACACUACAGGGAAACUCUAACACGACUCCUCCACAUGGCUCCAGCAACACCCUUUCUGCUUCAAUAUAUUAAAUACAUACCACAGAAAGAAAUUUUAGAUACAGUACUCUUGACAUGCAACGAAAACCUGCUCAUUCAUCACCUGACGGUAUCGACAUGGGAUAUGACGGCCCUGAGUCGUGCCCUCUUAACAGCCACGCUACACACUACGCCCUCCUACCCCCGGAACACUCCGUCCCAUAUUGCGUCCAUUCAAAAAGGAUUAGCCAUCUUCGAGAAACAUGGGGCGAUGAUUAAGGAUACCGGGCGCAUUGCGCUGGGAUAUGCUGCGGAAUUUGGGAACCUGUGGAUGGUCAAGUGGUUGCUUGAGCGGGGAGUCAGUGUGACUAAUGAGGCUUAUAGGAGAGCUGUCGGUGCUUUUGCGGAAGGGAAGAUUAAGUAUGAGGUGGUAGAAUUCUUGGGAUUAUUGGGUGUUUAGAACAUCUUAGAUUCUUCAUUUGUUAUGGUUAUUCUGUAGAACGGUUGGUUUUGGUCUAACCAAAAGGGUAUACCCCUAGAAAUACAAAAGAGAGAUUGCAACGAGCAUUCUUUUUUUAAUAUUGAAAAAGAUUCC
This is a messenger RNA of Spizellomyces punctatus DAOM BR117, 1797 nucleotides long. RefSeq lists its product as uncharacterized. NCBI's taxonomy places the organism in Eukaryota, Fungi, Chytridiomycota, Chytridiomycetes, Spizellomycetales, Spizellomycetaceae. The transcript has a single exon. The record is from RefSeq and is a predicted model, not a curated record. Gene Ontology annotation, molecular function: protein binding. Bases 154 to 1662 code for a protein of 502 amino acids.